Messenger RNA from Parascedosporium putredinis, 987 nucleotides. The record is from the annotation of a GenBank genome assembly. Lineage: Eukaryota; Fungi; Ascomycota; Sordariomycetes; Microascales; Microascaceae.
AUGGAUUUCGACUCCCUCCUCACCAGCGAAAUCUCCAAAAACAAGCCCGAGAAGGGACGCAAGUUUGUCCGCCGCGCCGACCUCGAAGCUGAGCGACGGGCGACCUACGAAGCCGAGCAAAAGUCGCUCGAGGAGAAGCGCAAGGCGCGCGCGGCGGAAAAACGCAAAGCAGAAGAAGACGAAGAAGCGGAGAAGCAAGCGCGCGAAGAAAGGCGGCGCAAGCUGGGAGAGGAGUCGCGGCGGCGUCGCGAGGCGCAGGAAAAGGAGGAGGAGAGGAAGCGCAGGAAGAGGCUCGGGCUGCCCGAGCUCGUGGAGAGCACGGGGGCCGACGAGGAAACGGUGGGCGAAGGAGAGGAAGAUAUCGCCGAGGAGGAGCUCGUGGCGAAGCUGAGGGGAUCGGGGCGCCGGCGAAAACUCACGGUGGUGGUGACGGCGGGGCCGAUCCCGACGACGCUGCAGCUCGUGGAGGGCAAGGAUAUGAAGGUGGAUGGGACGGUGCCCAAGGACAAGGAAGGGCGCAAGUACCUGUUCCGGCAGCUGGCCUCGUAUUUCAUGCUUGUGCUUUCCGAGUACGAGAUCGCGAUGGAAAAGGAGAGGAGGGAUACGCUCACGAGCAAAACCGCGUACAAUGCCAUGGUUCAGACGCGCGAGAACAUGAAGCCGCUCUUCCGGAAAUUCGAAAAAGGCGAGCUCGAAGACUCGAUCCUAGAGCCCGUCGUGGAGAUUGUCAAGGCGGCGCAGGAGCGGCGCUACGUGCACGCCAACGACGGCUACCUCCGUCUCAGCAUCGGCAAGGCGGCGUGGCCGAUUGGUGUGACCAUGGUGGGUAUCCACGAGCGAAGCGCGCGAGAAAAGCUUCACACGGGCGAGCGGGGCCAUGUCAUGGGUGACGAGGUUACGCGCAAGUUUUUGCAGAGCAUCAAGCGGUGCCUCACGUUUGCGCAGGUGAGGUGGCCGCCGGAGGAUAUCACGCAGCUCAUGGGAUAA